Messenger RNA from Myotis daubentonii (Daubenton's bat), 699 nucleotides. It is a transcript of the gene LY6D, whose product is annotated as lymphocyte antigen 6 family member D. Gene Ontology annotation, cellular component: cell surface. The record is from RefSeq and is a predicted model, not a curated record. Lineage: Eukaryota; Metazoa; Chordata; Mammalia; Chiroptera; Vespertilionidae. Gene Ontology annotation, biological process: lymphocyte differentiation.
CCUCUGUCCCGGUUAUAAGGCCUCCGGAGAGGAGGGGCCCCACUGCUCCCCAAGACGCGCCAUGAAGACAGUCCUGCUGCUCCUCAUCGUCCUGGCUGCGGCCGUGGGCCCAGCCCAGGCUCUCCACUGCCACGUGUGCACCAGCUCCACCAACUGUAAGAAGCCACAGAGCUGCCAGGCCAGCGCGCGCUACUGCCGGACCCUGACCAGGGUGGAGCCUCUGUCGGGGAACCUGGUGGAGAAGGACUGCGUGGAGACGUGCACGCCCACCAACACCCGGCCUGGCCAGGUCACCAGCGGCACGGUGACCUGGUGCUGCCACAACGACCUGUGCAACGACAGGCUCCAGAAUGGCGCGCCCGGCCGCCCCCUGCUCGCCAGCACCGCCCUGGGCCUGGGGCUGGCCCUGAGCCUCCUGGCCCUCACCUUGGCCCCCCGCCUGUGAGCCCCGGGCCAGCCUCCCUUCCGUUCCCAGGCGCUCCCACGGCCCCCCAGCCGUGACGGGGUCCGGCCCUGGGCUGGCAGCUUCCUCGGAGGGUCCGGGCCAGGUCCUGCGGCAUGAGCGCCGCCCUCCCACCAGGAGAGCCCAGGGCCCUAGCCGGGGAGGGCAUUCAGGCCCCUCUGACUUCUCGUCCAUUCUGCUUGGUUCCCAUUAAUUUUUCUACUCAAAACUCCAUCGGAAUAAAUGCUUGAAACCCG